Messenger RNA from Thalassophryne amazonica, 1239 nucleotides. It is a transcript of the gene dnajc21, whose product is annotated as DnaJ heat shock protein family (Hsp40) member C21. The transcript is spliced from 6 exons. The record is from RefSeq and is a predicted model, not a curated record. Lineage: Eukaryota; Metazoa; Chordata; Actinopteri; Batrachoidiformes; Batrachoididae. Gene Ontology annotation, cellular component: cytoplasm. Bases 274 to 1224 code for a protein of 316 amino acids.
AGAAAUUAAGUUUUGUGUUUUUAUUUUUUUAUUUUUUUAAGUGAGUACACAUACUGGGGAAACAAAACAACUUACUAUAUAUUUCUUGUAAAUCCACAGUGUAACUUUAUUUGGUAUUGGUCGAAGUGAGUUUCAGUUUGGAGCGAAAAACAAUGCUACCCGGCAUCUAGCAUGCUACUGUAGGCUACAUGCUACAGUUAGCCUGUCAGCGUGAGCGAGAUUAAAUUAUAAACUUCUUCUACUGCAGUUUCUUGUAGCUCCGCGGUUAAAAAAAUGAAGUGUCAUUACGAAGUGUUGGGUGUGAAACGAGACGCAGGAGAUGAUGAUUUAAAGAAAGCUUACCGCAAAUUAGCUCUGAAAUGGCAUCCAGAUAAAAACCUAAACAGUGCUGAGGAAGCUGCAGAACAGUUUAAGCUGAUUCAAGCCGCAUAUGAUGUCCUGAGUGAUCCACAGGAGAGAGCCUGGUAUGACAAUCACAGGGAAGCUCUGCUGAAAGGUGGACUCAGUGGAGACUAUGAAGACGACAGCAUCGACUUGCUCCAGUACUUUACUGUCACCUGCUACUCUGGCUACGGAGAUGAUGAGAAGGGCUUUUACACAGUCUACAGGAAUCUUUUUGAGACCAUUGUGAAGGAGGAAAUGGAGCACUGCAGGGUUGAAGAUAAAGAGGAUGAAGACGACUUUCCUCCAUUUGGAGACUCUCAGAGUGAUUACGAUGCAGUCGUCCAUGUCUUUUACGGCUACUGGCAGAGCUUCUGCACUCGGAAGAACUUUGCUUGGAAGGAGGAGUAUGAUACGAGGCAGGCGUCUAACCGCUGGGAGAAGCGGGCCAUGGAGAAGGAGAACAAGAAGACCAAAGAAAAGGCACGAAAGGAACGCAACGAGCUGGUGAGGCAGCUGGUGUCAUAUGUUCGCAAGCGAGACCGUCGCGUGCAGGCCCACAGGAAGCUGGUGGAGGAACAGAAUGCUGAGAAAAUCAAGAAGGUAGAGGAGCUGAGGCGUAAGCAGAAGCUCAGCCAGGCUAAACUGGCAGAGGAAUACAAGGAACAGAGCUGGGCGGCCAUGUCUGAGCUUGAGAAGGAGCUGCAGCAGAUUGAGGCUCAGUAUGGAGAGGAGUUUGGAGAUGCAUCGGAGUGUGAGGAAGAAGAGCAGGACGCAGACACCCAGGAGCUGACUAAUGGGAAUGGUGGAGGUCAGUGUGUAAUUCAGCAUAACACCUUUUGACCUGAAAACUGUCUA